AUGCACAGCAAGUCCAAUCCUGUUGAUGCCCUUCAUCCCAACCCAAGUGGCAAAAGUCUAGCCGGAAUGUCGCGCGACUUCCACAUUUACCAAUUAUAUCCAUCUAACAAGCCAGGAGAUAUUAGCAGGAGGUUCCAUGCCUUCCUCGAGGUCAAACUUACGGUCGCGAAUCUGGCUUUAGUCGGCCAAAGUUGCUCACGAGUUGGCGAGCAUGACAUCCUCAUGAACCUUUACCGCUGGUCGGACAAGAUGCUUGCAGAGUUGAUUGCCGACUGCUACUUUGGUGCAUCGCUACGUACCAUUGCUCCUGAUUCCGUGAAAGUCUGCCUUGAGUUCUGGGAGCAUUCGUGGCGCGCUCUGUUUCUUGUCCCGGAAGUCCUAGGGAAAAAGAUGUUCCAGCCCUUAAAACAGCUUGUUGAUGCGGUGGAGAAAUGGUUCGAUCUCCCCGUAGAGUCCCACAAGGAUACUGUAUGGUACACCACCGCCGUCGAGGCUGAGAUGCAGCACGUUGGCAUCUCCAAUCGCGACAUGGCUAUUAUGCUGCUGACCAUCUAUUGGGGUGCUAACACGAAUACUUCCAGUGGUGUGUUUUGGACUCUCUCCCAUGUUCUAUUUGACGCAAAGCUUCGCGACAACAUCCUCACGGAGAUUGCGCUAGCUUUUGCAAAUGACAAUUUGGAUUUCGAGUACAUCUAUGAGCGCUCACCUAUUCUCCGCGCAACUUGGAAUGAGGUCUUGCGCACUGCGUCGUACUCUUCGUCUGUGCGCCUUGUCAUGGAGGAUACGGUUAUCGGUGGAAAGACGCUGAAGAAAGGGAACCGUAUCAUGAUGCCGUAUCGCCAGAUGCCCUUUGAUGAAAGUACAUUUGGCACGGAUGCUAAUGAGUUCAACGUAGAGCGAUUCCUGAAGAACCCGGCUUUGAAGAGAAACAUUGUGGCGUUCGGAGGAGGAGCAACACAAUGUCCAGGUCGGCAUUUCUCAGCGCAGGCAGCGAUGGUCCUCGUGGCGGAAAUGUUAUACCGAUUCGAGAUGCGCCUAGAGGAUCAGAGUCAGCCCUUUCCACAGAUUGAUGAGACGAGGCCGGUGCUUGGGAUGAUUGAUAUCAAGAAAGACACAGACUUACGAGUUCUCUUAACUCCAAGAAAUUUGUAA
Molecule: messenger RNA, 1152 nt
Organism: Lindgomyces ingoldianus
Lineage: Eukaryota; Fungi; Ascomycota; Dothideomycetes; Pleosporales; Lindgomycetaceae
Product: cytochrome P450
Exons: 2
Coding region: 1-1152 (383 amino acids)
Molecular function (GO): oxidoreductase activity, acting on paired donors, with incorporation or reduction of molecular oxygen; monooxygenase activity; heme binding
Source: RefSeq, a predicted model, not a curated record